AUGAAAACAGGCACCAUUUUCGUUCUGGUGGCUUUCAUCAUCAUGGGGCUGGAGGGGGCCUGUGCUCAGAGACCUCCUAUCAAAGGACAGCAGAGACCUGGAUUCUGCCCAGAGGUGCCCAAAGAUUCUCCAGGGAUUUGUCUUCAUGGGUGCUCAGGAGAUGAUUCCUGUCCCAAGGGAAUGAAAUGCUGCAGCAAUGGAUGUGGCUACAUCUGCAAAAAGCCUGUCUUCAAGAAGGGUGACUCUGGUGGCCGUGGGAAAGCUGGACUGGAGGUUUACUGA
This is a messenger RNA of Budorcas taxicolor (takin), 282 nucleotides long. RefSeq names its product WAP four-disulfide core domain protein 18-like. Lineage: Eukaryota; Metazoa; Chordata; Mammalia; Artiodactyla; Bovidae. Bases 1 to 282 code for a protein of 93 amino acids. The record is from RefSeq and is a predicted model, not a curated record. Gene Ontology annotation, molecular function: peptidase inhibitor activity. Gene Ontology annotation, cellular component: extracellular region. Gene Ontology annotation, biological process: antibacterial humoral response; innate immune response. The transcript has 3 exons.